Messenger RNA from Wallemia mellicola CBS 633.66, 1281 nucleotides. RefSeq names its product peptidase A22B, signal peptide peptidase. Gene Ontology annotation, molecular function: aspartic endopeptidase activity, intramembrane cleaving. Gene Ontology annotation, biological process: membrane protein proteolysis. The record is from RefSeq and is a predicted model, not a curated record. NCBI's taxonomy places the organism in Eukaryota, Fungi, Basidiomycota, Wallemiomycetes, Wallemiales, Wallemiaceae. The transcript has 3 exons. Gene Ontology annotation, cellular component: cytoplasmic side of endoplasmic reticulum membrane; lumenal side of endoplasmic reticulum membrane; membrane. Bases 8 to 1186 code for a protein of 392 amino acids.
CAGGAGGAUGUCAGAACAUAACUUGCUAUUUUACGCUUAUGCAGCGCUUGGUGUACAAGCUGUAGGCAGUGUAUACACAGGCAGCUGGGGAGCACUUAAGACACCAAAAGCUACAAAGAAAGCAAUCAGGGAAGCCAAAGGCGAGGAAGAAGAUGACGAGGACGAGAAAGAUGAAGAAGUCGCAGAGAAGUUAAACGCUGGCGAUGCGAAGAUGUUCCCUAUUAUCGGCAGUGCAGUACUCGGAUCACUCUUCCUGAUAGUGAAGUACGUAAGCAAAGAGUACUUGAAUUUGUUAUUAGGCUGCUAUUUCUCCCUUAUUGGUGGAUUCGCAGGUGCAAAAUACCUCGACAGCGCAUUCUACAACCUUAUCGGAACCAGUUUGUACAACAAGCUGUUCCCAAAGUGGAGACUUCUCCUCGUUAAAGGAAAAGAAGAGGAAGCACGUUUCCCAUUCACAGCCUCCUCCAUUGGUUUCCUCGUCGUUUCACUAGCAGCGUCACUUUCAUACCUCUACUUUGAAAGACCAUGGUACUUAAACAAUUUCCUUGGCUUGUCCUUCGCCUGGACAGGUAUCAAGUUGAUAGAAUUGGAUAGUCUCAAGACAGGCGCUAUCCUCCUCUCAGGAUUGUUCUUCUACGAUAUAUUCUGGGUAUUCUUCACACCAGUUAUGGUUUCAGUAGCCAAAGGUUUAGACGCACCAAUUAAGUUGUUGUGGCCAAAAGACGCUGGUUUAUCAUUUAUCGCUGAAUUAGCACAAAAAGCAGGAUACGAAUGUGAAUGUCUCUCAAAGUACCUCUCAGGUGAUGCUCCUGGAUUCACUUUAUUAGGUCUUGGUGAUAUCGUCUUACCAGGUGUUUUUGUUGCACUUUGUUUAAGAUUGGAUUUACAUUUAGCAACAGUAAGACAUCAUCAACAACAGAAGCAAGGUUUCCCACCAACUGCAUCUGAUAAAUUCUGCAAACCAUACUUUACAACUUGUUUAGUUGCUUACUUUUUAGGUUUGUUAACAACUGUCGUUGUUAUGCACAACUUCAAAGCUGCACAACCUGCAUUAUUAUACCUUAGUCCUGCAUGUAUAGGAUCAGUAGCUAUUGCUUCCUACAUCCGUGGAGAAUUCAAGGAAGUUUGGACAUGGACAGCUGAGGAGGACAAAGAAGAUAAAGCGGAAGAUAAGAAAAGCAAGUGAAUGUAAAUAGAGAUAUAAUAAAUUAUUAAAAUUAUAUAACAAGGAUAAUUACACGACGCUUAUGAUUCGUCCAUCUCUUGUUCUUGUUCAUCUUU